AUACACCUCACAUGGUCAAUGGCGAAGUGUGGUCGUUGGCAUUUCACCACAUAAGAAAACAAAAAGGAAGCGUAAAAUUGAAUCAUUUGGACAUCAGAAAGAAAAAAUCGCGAAUCAAGAAGUCUUCAAUAAUUUUCUGGUAUCCAGUAACUGCUUUUUAAGCAGGCGGGUUACGAUUUAUUCCCGCCAUACGGUAAAUUGCUAAUCUGUUAGUAGAGUGUCACAAACAUGGCAUCGAAUGGUGUAGACGGAGAAAGCAGUGCUGAUCGAAAUGUAGAAAUAUGGAAGAUUAAGAAGCUUAUAAAGAGUUUAGAAGCUGCGAGAGGAAAUGGUACGAGUAUGAUAUCAUUAAUCAUUCCACCAAAGGAUCAAAUCUCCCGAAUUGCCAAAAUGUUGGCCGAUGAAUUUGGAACAGCAUCAAAUAUCAAGAGUCGUGUAAACCGUUUGUCAGUGCUGGGAGCUAUUACAUCUGUACAACAGAGGUUAAAGCUGUACAACAAAGUUCCACCCAAUGGAUUAGUGAUAUACUGUGGUACCAUUGUAACAGAUGAAGGCAAGGAGAAGAAAGUGAACAUAGACUUUGAACCUUUCCGACCCAUUAACACAUCCCUGUAUUUAUGUGAUAACAAAUUCCACACAGAGGCAUUGACGGCUUUGUUAGCAGAUGACAACAAAUUUGGUUUUAUUGUGAUGGAUGGUAAUGGAGCUUUGUUUGGAACUUUAUCAGGAAACACAAGAGAAGUCCUACACAAAUUCACAGUUGAUUUACCCAAAAAGCACGGGAGAGGAGGUCAGUCUGCUCUGCGUUUUGCUCGUUUACGUAUGGAAAAACGUCACAACUAUGUCAGGAAGGUUGCCGAAGUUGCCGUACAGCUGUUCAUUACCAACGACAAGCCAAACAUUGCCGGGCUAGUAUUAGCCGGAUCAGCUGAUUUCAAAACAGAACUCAGUCAAUCAGACAUGUUUGAUCCAAGAUUACAAGCCAAGAUCAUCAAGAUUGUCGAUGUAUCUUAUGGUGGAGAAAAUGGUUUUAAUCAGGCCAUUGAACUAGCAACAGAUUCCCUCGCAAAUGUGAAAUUCAUUCAAGAAAAGAAACUUAUAGGUCGUUACUUUGAUGAGAUCUCACAAGACACGGGGAAAUACUGUUUUGGAGUGGAUGAUACUCUGAAGGCAUUAGAAAUGGGAGCUGUGGACAUUCUAAUUGUCUGGGAGAAUUUAGACGUCACAAGAUAUGUGCUGAAGAACCAUGCUACAGAUGUUGAGAAUAUUCUUUUCCUUCGGCCAGAGCAGGAGAAAGACAAAACCCAUUUUAUAGAUAAAGAUACUGGUGUAGAAUUGGAAUUGGCAGAGCAGAUGCCUUUAUUAGAGUGGUUUGCGAAUAACUACAAGAAUUUUGGUGCCACCUUAGAAAUCAUUACCGACAAGUCGCAAGAAGGAGCGCAGUUUGUACGAGGAUUUGGUGGAAUUGGAGGAAUAUUACGAUAUCAGAUAGACUUUCAAGUGUUAUCGGGCCAGGUUUUGGAUGAUCUGGAUGAUGAUUUUGAUCUAGAUGACUAUUGAAGGAUUAGUCCAUUUUCUUCAAGGAACCAAAUUUUUCACAACCGACCGAACUCGCGCUCCAGUGGUGCAAGAUGGGAUAUUGAUUGUGGUUCAGUGAACGUUACAUUACUGGCCUCACUAGGACGUCAUUUUGUGACACUGCCUCUUGCUGAUGAAAAAUGCUUCAGAAUUUUCCAGCUAUGAAUUUACUGUAUUUAUUUCAGGUCUUCUUUAUAAUUAUUACUUAUAUAAAGAGAUGCAAGUCAUGUUUCACACUCAUGAAAAUGCAACUUUCAUUGACCAGUGGCUAAGUGUGUUGUAUUAUUUUAUUUUACCAUUAUUUAAGUUGUAUGUUGAAUUUAUGUACAUGUAUGUUAAUUUCGCAAAAUAUUUAUAUUCUAGAAUUAUUGAUGUUAAAACGUUAGGGUAUGUCAAAUGUGUUAUUAAGGAGAAAUACAUGUAUGUGUAUGAAUACAGUGCUUAAAUCGUUCAGUUUACCCCUUUCCAUGGAUUUUUUUUUCCCAAGUAAAUUUUUUCUAUGAUAAGUCUCAGUCCUAUUCUAAAAAUGCACAAUGUAGUGUAAAAAUAUGUAUGCUGCAAUAUUUUAUAUCAAUAUGAUACCAAGCUACCUUCAUCGAUUUUCAAGCACUUUGAGUAUAAGAUUUAACUAUAAGGAAAAGUGAAAUACAUUUAUUAUAAUUUAUAAGGUUAUAAAUUAAAUCAAUAAGAAAUGGACAUUUAUUAAUGAUUUUCCAUGAUGUUCUUAUCCUCAUUUGUGUUUAAUGAUUUUGUUUAUUGAAUGUUGAAAAUAUAAUGCGUUUAUGUUCCCACUGGCCUUCUGAAAGCAUAUCUAUGUUCUUGAUCUGAAGUUAUUACAUGAAUGAAUGGAGAUUAGUAUGUUUGUCUGUCAUAAUGUGUGCUUCAUUCCAUAUGAUGGACCUGUGCUGGUUAAGUUAAGAUGACAUUUUAAGAGGAAUCUGAAAUUUAAUGAUGCAAUGUGCUUGUAUGUACACUGUAUCAACAUGAAUUACUAUUAAUCUUAUUUGUUAUACAUCUGUUGAUAAUUUGUCAGUUUGAGAUAAUAUAUAUUGUUAUUUAAAGUGCUUUCUUCAAAACUGUUGAUAAUGCAUUUUUGCAAUUUACCAAUUUAAAUUUCAGUGUGUCAAAACCUUAAAAUUUAAUUCCCCCCUUUUUUAAAAAAUAAAAUCCAGCAGUGAUGACUCUUCACACAAUCUACCACUUUUAUAUUAGCAGUCAGAAACUAGACAUGUCUUUGAGUUUUGAUUCACUGGAUAUAUGGUUUUGACAUUUGAUGCUUUUAACAGGUAUUGUGAUCUUGCUUUCAGAUAUUUUCAUGCAUUUAUUUGAACUUCUGGUACACUUUCAUAUUUUACUCAAUCCGAAUGUUCAAGACCCCAUAUUAAUAAAAUUCCUGUAAUAUGAAAUGAAGAAAGAAAAAUUUUGUAAUAUAUUAUCUAGCAAUUGGCAUUAUAUCAAGUUUAAAUCAAAAUAAUGAAGAUAUUUAUCUGAUUUCUUAGACUUGUAAACUAUGUUGCUAAAACAUUGAUUCAUUACAGAUUUUGUACUACCUCAUGUGUCUUAUUAAGUUUUGACUUGAAUUACAAAAUGAAUACAAGAAAGAUAUUGCAUCUGCUGAGGAAAUAAUGAAGUGUUUUAAAUACAAUGGACAUCUAGUUGUGUAUUUUAUGUCUUUGCUAAUUGCUUUCUGAAAUCAAGAGUAUUGUCUGCUAUGUUUAAAGAAAGGUCAAACUUGGGUACUUGGUACCCGGGUAUUUUUUAAAGAAACACAGAAUAAAACAUGGUUGUCAUGA
Molecule: messenger RNA, 3371 nt
Organism: Saccostrea echinata
Lineage: Eukaryota; Metazoa; Mollusca; Bivalvia; Ostreida; Ostreidae
Product: eukaryotic peptide chain release factor subunit 1
Exons: 11
Coding region: 229-1560 (443 amino acids)
Biological process (GO): cytoplasmic translational termination
Cellular component (GO): translation release factor complex; cytosol
Molecular function (GO): translation release factor activity, codon specific; sequence-specific mRNA binding
Source: RefSeq, a predicted model, not a curated record